AUGACAGACAAGAAUAAAGGGAUCAGCAGCAGAAACCGGCAACGUGGGGGAGUGCUGAUCAGCCUCGUGAAUAAAUCAAUGUGGAUUUCGAUUCUUCUAAUUAGUUUCCUACCUGUUUCAGGUGCAUUGUGGGCAGAGAAAUCUGUAAGAGGAGUUGUGGGAAGAGCGAUCACAAUCGAUUGUCACUAUGAAGAAAAGUACCGUUGGCACACAAAGUAUUGGUGCCAUGGAUGGACUACACUGUGUUCAGUUUUAGUGGAAACAAAAAGGCAACAUGGACAGAGUGGAUGAGUGUCAAUCACAGAUAACCCGGAAUGGGGAAUAUUUACUGUUACUAUGGAGGAUCUUCACUCUGGAGAUACAGGAUGGUACGGCUGUGGAAUUUCAAUACCAGGUGUCGAUACAAGAUUUAAUUUAGAACUAAAAGUAUCUGAUGUUUCAGGUGCUUUAUGGGCAGAAGAUAAAGUAAGAGGAGUUGUGGGAAGAGCGGUCACAAUCGGUUGUCACUAUGCACCGAUGUACCGUUCACACACAAAGUAUGUGGGAUUCAGUGCACAUCAGUGCACAUCGUUAGUGAAUACAAAUGACCAAAAUGAACAGUAUGGAAGAAUGACAAUCAGAGAUAACACAGCCCAGAGAAUAUUUACUGUUACUAUGGAGAAGCUUGUCUCUAAUGAUAAAGGAGUUGACAGAUGUGGAAUUACAACAUCUGGCAGUCAUCCAGUUUUUGAUGUGCAUCUCCAAGUAUCUGAUGAACCUGUGUCUGUUCCUGUGCUUCGAUACCUGUCACCAGCAAAUGUCUCACAUCUCAGGAACUCUGUAUCACUUUCCUAUGAGUCCUUCCAGGGAUCCCUUCCCAUUCAGUACAGAUGGUAUGAACAAACCUCAUCUGGAUAUAGAAAGAUCUCAGAUACCAAUGAAUUGGCUCUACAUUUAACUUUUCUCUGUGAACUGCUGAUCAGCCUCGUGAAUAAAUCAAUGUGGAUUUCGAAUCUUCUAAUUAGUUUCCUACCUGUUUCAGGUGCAUUGUGGGCAGAGAAAAAUGUAAGAGGAGAUGUGGGAAGAGCGAUCACAAUCGAUUGUCACUAUGGAGCACAGUACCACUCAGACACAAAGUACUGGUGCCAUGGAUGGACUCCGCAAUGUUCAGUUUUAGUGAAAACAAAAGGGCAACAUGGACGGAGUGGACGAGUGUCAAUCACAGAUAACCCGGAACGGGGAAUAUUUACUGUUACUAUGGAGGAUCUUCACUCUGGAGAUACAGGAUGGUACGGCUGUGGAAUUGAAAUAACAGGUCUCGAUAAAAGAUUUAAUUUAGAACUAAAAGUAUCUGAUGAUCCUGUGUCUGUUCCUGUGGUUCGAUAUCUGUCACCAGCAAAUGUUUCACGUCUCGGGGGCUCAGUGUCACUUUCCUGUGAGUCCUUCCAGGGAUCCCUUCCCAGUCAGUACAGCUGGUAUGAACAAACCUCAUCUGGGUAUCGAAAGAUCUCAGAUACUAAUGAACUGACUCUGCGUUGUCAAUCCUUCAACCACCAGCACUAUCAAUAUUACUGUGGAGCCUCAAACUGGAAGGGAGCAAGAUCCAGUGCAAUGGUUAAUGUGACAGUCUUCAACAACAGAGAGAUCUGCAGUUAUGUGACAGCAAUCAAUGGCACCAUUUCAGGUGCUUUAUGGGCAGAGGAAUCAGUAAGAGGAGUUGUGGGAAGAGCGAUCACAAUCAAUUGCCACUAUGCACCAUUGUACCGUUCACACACAAAGUAUUUCUGCCGCAUGCGGGAUCACCAAUGCAUGUCGUUAGUGAAUACAAAUGGGACAAAUGAGCAGUAUGGAAGAAUGACAAUCAGAGAUAACACAUCCCAGGGAAUAUUUACUGUUACUAUGGAGAAGCUUGUUUCUAAUGAUAAAGGAGUUUACAGAUGUGGAAUUACAACAUCUGGCAAGCAUCCAGUGUUUGAUGUGCAUCUCCAAGUAUCUGACGAACCCCCGUCUGUUCCUUUGCUUCAAUUUUCACCACCAACAAGUGGCUCAAGUUGUGGGGACUCCGUGUCAGUGUCCUGCGAGUCUGUCCAUGGAUCCCUUCCCAUUCAGUACUCCUGGUAUGAAAAGAUGCCAUCUGUGGAUUCAAAUAUCUCUGAUACCAAUAAACUGGAUCUACCUUGCCAAUCAUUAAAAUACAAAAAAUAUCUGUAUUAUUGCAAAGCCUCAAAUGUUAAUGGAGAAGUGUCCAGUGAAAUGGUCAACGUGUCCAUCUCCAACAGUGUCAGCACCUGCAGAAUUGUGAUUGAAGUCAACAGCACGGUUUCAGGUGCAUUGUGGGCAGAGGAAUCUGUAAGAGGAGUUGUGGGAAGAUCAAUCGCAAUCGAUUGUCACUAUGAAGCAAUGUUCCCCUCACACACAAAGUAUUGGUGCCAUGGACGGACUCGUCAAUGUUCAGUUUUAGUGGAAACAAAUGGGCAACACGGACGGAGUGGACGAGUGUCAAUCACAGAUAACCCGGAAUGGGGAAUAUUUACUGUUACUAUGGAGGAUCUUCACUCUGGAGAUACAGGAUGGUACAGCUGUGGAAUUACAACACCAGGUCUCAAUCCAAUGUUUAAUGUUCAUCUACAAGUAUCUGAUGAACCUGUGUCUGCUCCUGUGGUUCGAUACCUGUCACCAGCAAAUGUCUCACGUCUCGGGGGCUCAGUGUCCGUGUCCUGUGAGUCCUUCCAGGGAUCCCUUCCCAUUCAGUACAGCUGGUAUGAACAAACCUCAUCUGGGCAUCGAAAGGUAUCAGGCACCAAUGAGCUGGCUCUACAUUGUCAAUCAUUCACCCAACAGCACCAUCAAUAUUACUGCAAUGCCUCGAAUCGGCUUGGAGCAAAAUCCAGUGCAAUGUUUAAAGUGGCAGUCUUCAACAACGGAGAAAUCUGCAGUUAUGUGACAGAAAUCAAUGGCACCAUUUCAGGUGCCUUAUGGGCAGAAGAUAAUGUAAGAGGAGUUCUGGGAAGAGCGGUUACAAUCGAUUGUCACUAUGCACUGAUGUACCAUUCACACACAAAGUAUUUGUGUCACAUGUGGGAUCGCCAAUGCACAUCGUUACUGAAUACAAAUGGGACAAAUGAGCAGUAUGGAAGAAUGACAAUCAGAGAUAACACAUCCCAGGGAAUAUUUACCGUUACUAUGGAGCAUCUUCUCUGUAAUGAUACAGGGCUUUACCGAUGUGGAAUUACAACAUCUGGCAAUCAGCUAGAGUUUGAUGUGCAUCUACAACUAUCUGACGUUUCAGAUGCAUUGCGGGCAGAGGAAUCAGUAAGAGGAGUUGUGGGAAGAGCGAUCACAAUCGAUUGUCACUAUGGAGCAAGGUACUGCUCGCACACAAAGUAUUGGUGCCACGGAUGGACUGUCCAAUGUUCAGUUUUAGUGGAAACAAAAGGGCAACACGGACGGAGUGGACGAGUGUCAAUCACAGAUACUCCGGAACGGGGAAUAUUUACUGUUACUAUGGAGGAUCUUCGCUCUGGAGAUACAGGAUGGUACAGCUGUGGAGUUACAACACCAGGUUUCGAUCCGAUGUUUAAUGUUCAUCUACAAGUAUCUGAUGAACCUGUGUCUGCUCCUGUGGUUCGAUAUCUGUCACCAGCAAAUGUCUCACGUCUCGGGGACUCAGUGACAGUGUCCUGUGAGUCUGAGCAGGGAUCACUUCCCAUUCAGUACACAUGGUAUGAAAACAAUUCAUCUGGGCAUUCAUAUAUCUCAAAUGCUAAUGAACUGGAUCUACAUUGUCAAUCCUUCAACCACACACACUAUCAAUAUUACUGCAAUGCCUCGAAUCCGCUUGGAGCAAGAUCCAGUGCAGUGGUUAAUGUGACAGUCUUCAACAACGGUGAGAUCUGCAGUUAUGUGACAGAAAUCAAUGGCACCAUUUCAGGUGCCUUAUGGGCAGAAGAUAAUGUAAGAGGAGUUCUGGGAAGAGCGGUUACAAUCGAUUGUCACUAUGCACCGAUGUACCGUUCAGACACAAAAUAUUUGUGUCGCAUGUGGGAUCGCCAAUGCACAUCAUUAGUGAAUACAAACGGGACAAAUGAGCAGUAUGGAAGAAUGACAAUCAGAGAUAACACAUCCCAGGGAAUAUUUACUGUUACUAUGGAGAAUCUUGUCUCUCAAGAUACAGGGCUUUACCGAUGUGGAAUUACAACAUCUGGCAAUCAGCUAGAGUUUGAUGUGCAUCUACAACUAUCUGACGUUUCAGAUGCAUUGCGGGCAGAGGAAUAUGUAAGCGGUGUUGUGGGAAGAGCGAUCACAAUCGAUUGUCUCUAUGAAGCAAAGUACCGCUCAGACACAAAGUAUUGGUGCCACGGAUGGACUCGUCAAUGUUCAGUUUUAGUGGAAACAAAUGGGCAACAUGGACGGAGUGGACGAGUGUCAAUCACAGAUAACCCGGAACAGGGAAUAUUUAAUGUUACUAUGGAGGAUCUUCACUCUGGAGAUACAGGAUGGUACAGCUGUGGAAUUACAACACCAGAUGCCGAUCCGAUGUUUAAUGUACAUUUACAAGUAUCUCAUGAACCCGUGUCCGUUCCUGUGCUUCGAUAUCUGUCACCAGCAAAUGUCUCACGUCUCGGGGGCUCAGUGUCAGUUUCCUGUGAGUCCCUCCAGGGAUCCCUUCCCAUUCAGUACAGCUGGCAUGAACAAACCUCAUCUGGGUAUCGAAAGGUAUCAGGCACCAAUGAACUGGCUCUGCGUUGUCAAUCCUUCAACCACCAGCACUAUCAAUAUUACUGCAGAGCCUCGAAUCGGCUUGGAGCAAGAUCCAGUGGAAUGGUUAAUGUGACAGUCUUCAACAAUGGAAAGAUCUGCAGUUAUGUGACAGAAAUCAAUGGCACCAUUUCAGGUGCUUUAUGGGCAGAAGAUAAAGUAAGAGGAGUUGUGGGAAGAGCGGUCACAAUCGAUUGUCACUAUGCACCAAUGUACCGUUCACACACAAAGUAUUUGUGCCACAUCCGGGAUCGCCAAUGCACGUCAUUAUUGAAUACAAAUGAGACAAAUGAGCAGUCUGGAAGAAUGACAAUUAGAGAUAACACAUCCCAGGGAAUAUUUACGGUUACUAUGGAGAAUCUUGUCUCUAAUGAUACAGGACAUUACAGAUGUGGAAUUACAACAUCUGGCAAGCAUCCAGCAUUUGAUGUGCAUCUACAAGUAUCUGACGAACCUGUGUCUGUUCCUGUGCUUCAAUAUCUAUCACCAGCAAAUGUCUCACGUCUCGGGGGCUCAGUGUCAGUUUCCUGUGAGUCCUUCCAGGGAUCCCUUCCCAUUCAGUACAGAUGGUAUGAACAAACCUCAUCUGGGCAUCCAAAGAUCUCAGAUACCGAUGAACUGACUCUACGUUGUCAAUCCUUCAACCACACACACCAUCAAUAUUACUGCAGAGCCUCGAAUUGGUUUGGAGCAAGAUCCAGUGCAGUGGUUAAUGUGACAGUCUUCAACAACAGUGAGAUCUGCAGUUACGUGACAGAAAUCAAUGGCACCAUUUCAGGUGCUUUAUGGGCAGAAGAUAAAGUAAGAGGAGUUGUGGGAAGAGCGGUCACAAUCGAUUGUCACUAUGCACUAAUGUACCGUUCACACACAAAGUACUUGUGCCGCAUGUGGGAUCAGCAGUGCACAUCGUUAGUGAAUACAAAUGGCCAAAAUGAGCAGUAUGGAAGAAUGACAAUUAGAGAUAACACAACCGAGGGAUUAUUUACUGUUACUAUGGAGAAUCUUGUCUCUAAUGAUACAGGGCAUUACAGAUGUGGAAUUACAACAUCCGGCAAGCAUCCAGUGUUUGAUGUGCAUCUGCAAGUAUCUGACGGACGUGAAUAUUCAUUUCCAACAGUGUCAUCUGCAAGUUUCAUGAUGUGGAAGGUGGGUCGUUGGCUGCUCCUCACUCUCCUGAUGAUGAGCACGAUUUCAGUCAUGUGGGUCACAAGGGAAACUAAGAGACGUGAUGAAUCUGAUCCUCACUGCAUGGUGGUCCAGGAGGUAAAGUGAAGACUCCCAGAUUACACUGACUGUGCUGGAAUUUUGCAUCAAGAUCAAAUGUUACUUUUUCUGCCCACUUUGCAGUGUGAGAAUUCAACUGUUGACUCCAUGAAGACAAAAAAAUAACAAGACAAUGUCAUCAUCCUUCCAGGCAGUGACUUUGACUUUUGAAUUCCUUCUCCAACAUGUUACCCACGAUUAUAUCAAUAUUACAGCAGUUUACCCAAACCCAGCAAAAAUUUUAAACCUUAUAUAACUGUGAACUGAUUAAUAGCGUUUGAAACUGUUAAACUUUGUUCUAUAGAUACAAAUGCCUGCAGAUGUUGUUUAUGCUAAUAACCAAUGAAUGAUAAUGAAUUAAAAUGCUUCUUCAUAAACUGAUAUUAUCAGUUUAUGUUCUGAUCUGAAGUGCAUUCAUGGGAAAUAGAUCACAUUCAAGCUCUUAGACUUCCCUUUGCUGUCAACAGUUGUGAAUCUUCAGUAAAGUGAAACAGUUAAUCACUCAUUCUGACAUUCAAUCAGAACAAUUUUAUGAAGCAUCAGCUUUACUUUUAUCUCUUCAGAAGCUGUCUGACCUACUGGGUAAUUCUAUUAUUCACAUGUAAAGUGGGGUUUCAUAUUUUUCUUUGUUACUGUUUUUGUUAAUCAAAAUGGUUUCUUUGUUUGUUAAAAGUAGGAAUGCAUCUUUGUUUUGAAAGAGUGCUGGAAGCUUGUUUGGGUUAAAACUUACUGAUAAGGAGAAUUGUAUUCCUGUGUAAACCAAUUGGGAUUAAUGUUGUUCUUUCUUCUGAGUCUGUAAGCUAUUGCUGGCGGGCAUUUUGGGGAGAUCGGCGUGAGGAGGUGAGCGAGAGAGGACAUGAUGCUGUAAACUGGGCAAGGAAUGGACCCCAAGUGGGAGUCCAAGGCCAGGAGGUACCCCAAGGAGAGGAGACGAAAAUAGAUGUGUUUGCUUGACCACUUCAGAUGGUCCUGAGCUGCGAGUCGAGGAGUUCAGAGGGAAUCAAAUGGUGGCCAGAAGACUUCAGUAAUUGAGCUCCAACAGUUGUGCAUGAAGUGGUUUGGACUUUGAUAAGUUUGGCGCCUUUUCUUUAUUUUCUUUUCCUUCAUAUGUACUGUAUCGUUAUUAAUCACUUAGUUAUAGUAACCUUUAUAAAUUGUACUCCUUUA
Hypanus sabinus (Atlantic stingray) is the source of this 7167-nucleotide messenger RNA. RefSeq lists its product as uncharacterized. The record is from RefSeq and is a predicted model, not a curated record. NCBI's taxonomy places the organism in Eukaryota, Metazoa, Chordata, Chondrichthyes, Myliobatiformes, Dasyatidae.